Lathyrus oleraceus (garden pea) is the source of this 2351-nucleotide messenger RNA. RefSeq names its product protein CELLULOSE SYNTHASE INTERACTIVE 3. The transcript is spliced from 2 exons. Lineage: Eukaryota; Viridiplantae; Streptophyta; Magnoliopsida; Fabales; Fabaceae. The record is from RefSeq and is a predicted model, not a curated record. The coding region runs from base 525 to 2213 and encodes 562 amino acids. Gene Ontology annotation, molecular function: protein binding.
AACAACCCUGACACAUUCAUUAUCUUCUAUUUCUAGAGAGAAAAAUAGUUGAAACUUUAUUUUUGAAUUGUCUGUGUGAAGUGAAAAACUUCGAAUUUUUUUACCUUACAUUACACUUCCUCUCUUGUCCUUUUGCACUCAAGUGUUAAGGUCGUUUACACUUCCAAACUUGAUCAUCACAUUUCAAUCUAGGUGGAAGAUUCUUCUUUUUUAUUUUUUUAUUUUUUUUACAUCUGAAAAUAAUUAUUAUCAAAUGAGAAUAUGUGUCUUUUUCUGAAUUAAGAAGCAUAAACCAUUCAUGGGUUUUUUCUGAUUUUGAGAAAACUGCUUCUGGGUCUUUGUCUUUGUGUCUUUGUAGCAUUAAAGACACGUUUUUGCUCAAGAUCAGAAUGUCUUGUCUUCAUUCAUUCUUCUAGAACCAUUUCACAGCUUGUAUAUUCUAUUAUUACAUAGAGAAAGAGAACUGUGAAGUUUGAAGAUUAAGCCAAACUGGGUUGCUUUUCAGUUACUGGUUCUUUAAGAUCAUGGAGGAAGAUGGUGUUGAUGCAAGUUGUUCAACAGAAGAUUGGUUGUUACAUGUGAAGGAGCUUGUUCCUGUUGCUCUUGAUAAAGCAAAAGAGGUUGUUAAGGUUAAAGGUUUUUCUGGUAGAUGGAAGAUGAUCAUAUCUAGAUUAGAACAGAUUCCGUUGAUGUUAUCGAAUUUAUCGAGCCAUCCGUGUUUCUCGAAGAAUGCUCUUUGCAAGGAGCAGUUGCAGGCUGUGUCGAAUUCGCUCAGAGACGUGGUUGAAUCGGCUGAGUUGUGUUUGAAGGAGAAAUAUGAAGGUAAGCUUCAGAUGCAGAGUGAUCUGGACGCGUUGAUUGGGAGAAUGGAUUUGAAUUUACGAGAUUGUGGACUUUUGAUCAAAACUGGUAUGCUCGGCGAGGCUACUUUGUCGUCGUCGUCCGUGUCUGGUUCUGUCGAACAAUCAGAUGCUGCAGCACAUAACAACAUAAGGGAGUUACUCGCACGCCUUCAGAUUGGUCAUUUGGAAUCGAAGCACAAAGCUUUGGACUGUGUUGUUGAGGUUAUGAAAGAAGAUGAAAAGAAUGUUUUGGAUGUUUUGAGUAGGAGCAACAUUGCUGCAUUGGUUCAGUUGCUUACAGCAUCAUCAACAAGGAUAAGAGAGAAAACAGUUACCGUUAUAUGCUCGCUCGUCGAAUCGGGUAGCUGCGAGGAUUGGCUAGUUUCCGAAGGUGUUCUUCCGCCUCUUAUAAGGCUCGUUGAAUCAGGCAGUGCUGUAGGUAGAGAAAAGGCCGCGAUAUCGCUGCAAAGGCUAUCAAUGUCGGCUGAAACAUCACGUGAAAUAGUCGGGCAUGGAGGCGUUUGUCCGCUGAUCGAGCUUUGUCGAACCGGAGAUUCUGUUUCACAGGCUGCUGCAGCUUGUACAUUAAAGAAUAUAUCAGCUGUUCCUGAGGUGAGACAAGUUUUAGCCGAAGAAGGGAUUGUUAAGGUUAUGAUCAAUCUGUUAGCCUCAGGAAUGUUGUUAGGUUCCAAAGAAUACGCAGCAGAGUGUUUGCAGAAUCUCACUGCAAGCAACGAAAGCCUAAAGAGAAGCGUCGUAUCAGAAGGCGGUAUCAGAACUCUUUUAGCCUAUCUCGACGGUCCACUUCCUCAAGAAUCCGCUGUCGCGGCGUUAAGAAAUUUAGUCGGAUCAAUUUCUGACGAAACAUUGGUUUCGUUAGGAUUACUUCCACGGUUAGUUCACGUUCUAAAAUCCGGCUCCUCGGGAGCGCAACAAGCCGCUGCAUCAGCAAUCUGCCGAGUUUGCAGCUCGAGCGAGAGGAAGAAAUCAGUCGGCGAAUCCGGUUGCAUUCCCCUCCUUGUUAAGAUGCUUGAAGCAAAACCAAACAGUGCAAGAGAAGUUGCUGCACAAGCAUUAUCAUGCUUGAUGACAGUGUCUUAUAACAGAAGAGAAGUUAAGAAAGAUGAAAAAAGUGUGCCUAAUUUGGUUCAGUUGCUUGAUCCUAGUCCACAAAACAAUGCAAAAAAAUACGCAGUUCUUUGCCUUGGAUUGAUUUCUUCAAGUAAGAAAUGUAAGAAGCUAAUGAUCUCUUAUGGUGCCAUUGGAUAUUUGAAGAAACUGAAUGAGAUGGAUAUUCCAGGAGCUAAAAAGUUACAUGAGAGAUUAGAAAAAGGGAAAUUAAGAAGUUUGUUUGGUAAGAAAAUAGUGUAGAAAAAGUGUUGCAUCUUUCUUUUUUUUAUCAUGAUGCAAAAUAGUUAAGACUGUAUAAACUGUGGAAUGUACAAGGUUCUAAGAUAUGUAUUGUGUAAUUAAUCAAUGUUACAUUAUUAUAUAAACAAUAUUUAAACA